This is a messenger RNA of Copidosoma floridanum, 858 nucleotides long. RefSeq lists its product as uncharacterized. Lineage: Eukaryota; Metazoa; Arthropoda; Insecta; Hymenoptera; Encyrtidae. The record is from RefSeq and is a predicted model, not a curated record.
AUGAUGGCCCCUUUACCAGCUUCACGAGUCACACCUUCCCGCGCCUUUGGCCGCACGGGAGUCGACUACGCCGGGCCUUUUUCAGUACUUGCGUCAAAAGGACGAGGCAUACGCACUACGAAGGGUUACAUCGCCGUCUUCGUGUGCAUGACGACAAAGGCCCUACACCUCGAGCUCGUCGGUGAUCUCUCCACAGCCGCCUUCCUGGGCGCUCUCGCUCGGUUCACCGUUCGUCGCGGUCGACCCUCUGAACUCUGGAGUGACAAUGCCACUUGCUUUUGCCGCGCUGAUCUGGAGCUGCGGGAGGCGUUACAAGUUGCGGAGAUCGACUGGGACCUCGUUGCCGGCUCUCUCGCUUCGCAAGGUAUUGCUUGGCACUUCAUCCCCCCUGGAGCUCCACAUUUCGGCGGACUCUGGGAAGCCGCCGUCAAGUCAGUCAAAGGCCACCUCCGACACGUAAUGGGCUCCCGUCACCUGACCUACGAGGAAUUCUCCACCGUACUAGUUGGGAUUGAGAUGGUGCUCAACGGAAGGCCCUUGACACCGCUUUCCGGCGACUCUUCUGACCUUGAGAGGCUGAAGUGGAGCGUUGCUCGCCGAAGUUUUGCUGUCGGCGACUUCGUCAUGCUACUGGACGCCACCCUCCUCCAAUCGAGCGGUCGUUGGCCGCUAGGUCGCAUCAUUCGCGCCCAGCCUGGUCCUGAUGGAUUGGUGCGCGCGGUCACCGUGAAGACAGCGACUGGCGAGUACGUGCGACCGAUUGUCAAACUGGCCUUAUUCCCCGUAGCGAACCCCGGUCCACCAACGCCACCCCCUGAUGGUCAAGAAAGCCGACCCGCCUUGGCGGGCGGCGACUAG